Neocloeon triangulifer is the source of this 913-nucleotide messenger RNA. RefSeq names its product 1-acyl-sn-glycerol-3-phosphate acyltransferase alpha-like. Gene Ontology annotation, cellular component: membrane; endoplasmic reticulum. The transcript is spliced from 3 exons. The coding region runs from base 1 to 861 and encodes 286 amino acids. Gene Ontology annotation, biological process: phosphatidic acid biosynthetic process. Gene Ontology annotation, molecular function: 1-acylglycerol-3-phosphate O-acyltransferase activity. The record is from RefSeq and is a predicted model, not a curated record. NCBI's taxonomy places the organism in Eukaryota, Metazoa, Arthropoda, Insecta, Ephemeroptera, Baetidae.
AUGCUCACGGGGCUGUUGUGGGCGGCGGGGGCGAUCACGCUGAUUGCCUUUGUCGACAGAUACCUGCUCAAAGGGUGGCUUCGCUUUAACUGGCGCACCUUUGUUUUCUACGGCUACGUCUCGUUUUGCUCGACCUUUGCUAUUCCUUUCUUUGCCCUCUUCAACCCUGGACACUGCAUUAAUUCCAAGCGAAUAUCUUAUGUACUCCGUUUAGCAUCGUACUUAGUGGGCAUCGAAUGGGAGGUCAGGGGUCUGGAGGUGCUGGGGCAGCGGCGGGGGUGCGUGGCCGUGGCGAACCACCAGAGCUCCUUUGACAUUCUUGGCAUGUUCUGGUUUUGGCGCUGGUCGCACCUGAUCGCCGCCGUGGCCAAGAAGGAGAUCUUCUACGCGUGGCCGUUCGGUCUGGCCGCCUGGCUGGCCGGCGUCGUCUUCAUCGACCGAAUCAACUCGGACAAGGCGCGCGGCCAGCUGGCGCACGCGGCCAAACUCAUGGCCGAGCACGACGUCAAGCUGUGGCUCUUCCCGGAGGGCACCAGGAACAAGCGCCGCCGCUGCCUGAUGCCCUUCAAGAAGGGCGCCUUCCACGUCGCCGUCGCUUGCCAGGCGCCCAUCAUGCCCGUCGUCUACUCGCCCUACUACUUCAUCAACCCCCACAACAAUUUCCACACUGGUGGCAAGGUAAUUGUGACAGUUUUGCCAUAUAUUGAAACGGCUGGUCUGACAAUGGAUGAUAUCGACGACCUGAAAAACAAGAUUUGGCAGCAGAUGGCACAGACUUAUGACAAAGUUGCAGCCGAGAUGCGCACAAAACUGCCCGCAGACUACCCUGGCCUAGUGGGCUUUGAGGAAAAAGAGAGCUGACAAGCUGAAGACUGUGAUCUAACUUUAUGCUAAAUGCGUUGUAAUUUACAAA